Cyanistes caeruleus (blue tit) is the source of this 1126-nucleotide messenger RNA. Its product is annotated as C-C motif chemokine 3-like. NCBI's taxonomy places the organism in Eukaryota, Metazoa, Chordata, Aves, Passeriformes, Paridae. The record is from RefSeq and is a predicted model, not a curated record. Gene Ontology annotation, molecular function: chemokine activity; CCR chemokine receptor binding. Gene Ontology annotation, cellular component: extracellular region. Gene Ontology annotation, biological process: eosinophil chemotaxis; inflammatory response; positive regulation of cell migration.
GUAGCAGGGGCUACAGUGCAGGGGAGAGCCUUACAGACACCCCAGCUCCAGCCUCACUUGUGCCUGCCUCAGUCCUCCCAGCAUCAUGAGGGUCCUGGCUGUUCUGCUCCUUGUGGCCAUCUGCUCCCUGGCUGAGGCUGAUGUCAGAGUCUCCAGGAAUGCUGCACUUUUCCAGAAGGACGAAAGCAUACCCAUCUCCUGCUGCCUCGCCUACAUUUCACGCCCCAUUCCACCCUGGAUAAUCCGCUCUGCCUACAGGACCAGCAGCAGCUGCGUAACGCAAGCCGUGGUCCUGGUCACCAAGAACGGGAGGGAGGUGUGUGUGGACCCCACGGCUCGUUGGGUGCAGAAAUACCUGAAGCACUUGGAGCUUCUGGAGCACUGACUCUCUGCCGCUUCCCCCGGGCAGUGGGCUCGGCCCCCCGCACAAGACAUGCAAUAAGAGUGCUUAAGCUGCAUCCUUCUUCAAAGGGAAAAUUUAUUACAAUUGGCCCCUCUCUAUUUCUAAAAUUUUUUAGUGUAGCUCAAAAACUCAGGCAAUCAAAUGCAUAAAGCUGUGCACAAGUACACUCAAAACAAGAAGAAGAAACCUGUUGGAGUUUAUAGAGCAUAGAAGUUGAAUUUAUCAGGAGAGAGACUGAAAACUCAAUCAGUAUUUCAAAGGGAAAACCACCUAUUCCAAAAUUACUCAUGAAUAUAUGUACACUAUAAUAAUGAGACUAAAAGAAGCACCAAAUCCUAAAACUGAUGUGUAGAGCUGCAGAAGAUUUGGGCAAGGCUGAUGGGCUUCUUUCCGCAUAAUCUGUUUGCUGUACUUCCACGUGUACUUCAAAGCUUGUUUCAACUUCAGUAGUGUUCAAUGCAAUGUAUGGUGCAAUGCUUUUGCCCACUUCUGCAAUUCAGUCUUAUAGUAACAGUUUCUAGAUUAAUAACAUUGAAAAUCUCCAAUUUAGGAAAAGUGUGAAAGAGAAAACACAAGACUUAUAUUACUUACAAGACAAAUAUGACAGUCUGGUAAAAAUCCUCCCUGGGACACUGUUUUUGCAAAUCUCUUUAUAGUUUAGGCAAUCUGUUUGUUCUUAUAUAUACACCAACCCUGGAUUAAAUACUCUGCAUUUUCACAGCA